This is a messenger RNA of Lactuca virosa, 207 nucleotides long. The record is from the annotation of a GenBank genome assembly. Lineage: Eukaryota; Viridiplantae; Streptophyta; Magnoliopsida; Asterales; Asteraceae.
AUGGAUGGAGCUGAAGGAUUUGAUCAUGAAAAUAAGGAAUAUGAAUCUGGGUUUGAUUGUUCGACUUGUGGGUAUAGAUUUUUAGAGGAGUUUGACACAAUGUUUGAUUGUAGUUGUUGCAGGUUUUCAAGAUUAUGGGAUAUUGUGGACUCACAUGCUUACUUGGCACUUGACAAAGCAGUGCUACCUUCUAAUAUCUCUUCUUGA